AUGCUGGCGACUGCAAGUGCAGUGAAGGAAGAUGGGCACCCCGAUUGGCUGCAACUCGCCGUCUUUCUUCGUGCUUUAGGGAUGUUGUUUUUGUGCUGGACUGACGACGACAACGCUGCACUGCGCAGCAUUUCAGCACAAGAGUGGCUAACGAAGAACUCGACGUGGGUAGUGGGUGAGGCUAUACCGAGCUCAAUUGAGUGUCCGGUGAUGAACAAGCUCAAUGUGGACCACUGCAAUGCUAAGGAGGCUGGACGUGGCGCUGCUAGACACUGUGGGCUACAAAACGUUACGUUACCAUGGACGCCGGACGAAUAUUUGUAUCUCGUGUUGUCUCACAACAGGACUACGCUGCCUGCAGAAGCUCUGGAUAUAGUCCGUUUCUGGUCAUUUAGAACGUGGUACGAGCAGGACAAUUACGACGAAUUGUGCUCACCUCAGGACAUGGACACGAAGGAAUGGAUCAUCUCGCUUGCAGAAGUGGCUGCUGUAUCUGCGGAUACGGUACAGAACCUUGAUGUCAACGAUGAGCUAGAGUAUUACUUGCAACUCGCCGAGAAGUAUUUGCCACGAACACUUCAUUGGUAA
Messenger RNA from Peronospora matthiolae, 588 nucleotides. NCBI's taxonomy places the organism in Eukaryota, Oomycota, Peronosporomycetes, Peronosporales, Peronosporaceae. The record is from the annotation of a GenBank genome assembly.